Messenger RNA from Lolium perenne, 1292 nucleotides. Its product is annotated as F-box protein PP2-B10. Gene Ontology annotation, molecular function: protein binding. NCBI's taxonomy places the organism in Eukaryota, Viridiplantae, Streptophyta, Magnoliopsida, Poales, Poaceae. The record is from RefSeq and is a predicted model, not a curated record.
UCUUUUUCGUUGUCGCCGGCGUCACUCUCUUGACUGACUCAGUCACCACACCACCGCUGCCAUUACGCCGCACAGGCACACACAACAAGGCAGCGCCAGAACGUUCCCCUGCAUUGACAAUCUCUUACCCUGCCGUGCCGAGAUGCCCCUAUAUCUCCCGGUGCUUUAUCGAUCUGUGUCACCCCGUGCUUUCUCCUACUCAGUUUUCCAGUAUACCUUGUCUAGCUAGGAUGGGCAGCCAGGCGACCGGCGUGCAGCCACCGGCGGCGGAGCAGACGCGGGUGUUCGACCUCCCGGAGGCGUGCGUGGCGCACGUGCUCGCGCUCACCUCCCCGCGGGACGCGUGCCGCGCCGCGGCCGUGUCGCCGUGCUUCCGCGACGCCGCCGGGUCCGACACCGUCUGGUCACGCUUCCUCCCGCCGGACUACCCCGCCAUCCUCCAGCUGCACCAGGCGCCCGCGCCGCGCCUCCUCCUCUCGCGCAACGGCACCAAGGCGUCCUCGGUGCCGGUGGCGUCGACGCCGCCGGCGACGAAGAAGGAGGCCUACCUCGGGCUCACGGACGUGGCCGUGCUGGUGGACGACGGCGGCAUGGCGGUGUGGCUGGCCAGGGGCAGCGGCGCCAAGUGCGUGGCGCUGUCGGCGAGGAGGCUCAGCCUGCCGUGGGAGGACGGCGAGUUCAGCUGGAGGUGGAUGCCACACCAUCUCUCCAGGUUCGCAGACGUGGUCCAGCUGGUAUCUUGCACGUGCCUGGACAUCUACGGCCGGCUCCCCACUGCCGCGCUGACGCCGGCCACUGCAUACGCCGCUUACCUCAUCUUCAACACUGCAGACGGCUACCGCGGCCUCAGCUUCCCAGACCAGGAGACCACGGUGAGCGUCGGCGGCCGCGCGGUGUCGCGCCACGCCGUGUGCCUCCGCCCCGAUGAUGACGAGGCGCGCAGGUUCAUCGGUGCCGACGGUGCAAACAACAUCGGCGUGCGGGGACCGAAGCUGCGGCGCGACGGAUGGUGGGAGGUGGAGAUGGGGCAGCUACGCACCGGCGACGAGGCCGUGGAUGGGGAGGAGGUGGCAGUGAGCUUCGAGGUACUCGGGUGGCACCCCAAACACGGGCUCAUCGUGGAAGGCGUCGAGUUCAGGCCUCUAUGAUCCAUUCCGGCUAGAGAACCUAGCUAACUUAAUGCAGACGUGUACAUAUCGGACUGUCGGUUCAUCUCAUCGAUGAGCUACAUAGCUCGCGGUCCGUGCAGUUUGGGAAUAGCGCUAUCAAUCAAUUUGGUACAUUUUGGACAA